UUCCCGUAAAUCUGUUUUUAGGCAUAUAUUUGUUUUCACCGAAAGAUUUGCCAAAAAAUGAAGUGCUUCUUCGUUCUGCUCAUUUUAGCGAUAGCUGCCUCGCGAUGCAUCAACGGGUAUCCUAUGUCGGAUGCCAUGGCCAAACAGUACGGAAGUAACGACUUUGAUCAACCACCUGAGACAGCAGGAGGAGAGCGUAGACUAAGGAGAAAACGUUGCGUGAUGAUUUGCGUGAGAAUAAGUCCACAUCUUCUUCAUUGUCACCGCAGAUGCUAACUCUUGCUUAUUUAUGGGACAGUUUUUGGAACCCUUAUAUCUAAGAUAUUAGACAUUGCUUGCUGGGAUGCUUUUAUUAUUGAGUCUUAACUCAUCACUACCUGAUGUGCCAUAAUCAAGUACAACAUAAGAUCGUUCGCUGUACAUAAUUUUAAGCAAUGAGAUUCUUCACCAGUUUGAUUUUGGGUUCAUUUCAGUGGUUA
Messenger RNA from Cylicocyclus nassatus, 479 nucleotides. The record is from the annotation of a GenBank genome assembly. NCBI's taxonomy places the organism in Eukaryota, Metazoa, Nematoda, Chromadorea, Rhabditida, Strongylidae.